AAUAGACUGAAGUAUUAAUUUUUUUUUUCUUUUCAUCUUGUUUUUAAUUAAAUUUCUAAUCGAAUCUAUUAAUCUAAUUUGCAGAAAACAAAAUGUGCCAUAAAAAGACAAAUUAUGAAUAUAAAAAUGAAGACAGUGCUGAAGAUUAUUCUUUCUUCUAUAAUGGGUCCACUGAUCUUCUACGGCAUACUUUUUAUAUAUCUGCGUUAUCAAACGAACUUGAGACAUUUAUUUGAGAGGCCGAUGAUAAUAAACGAGACUCGACCAAAGUUCUGGAUCUAUGCUAAGAGCAACGAUACCGGUUACCUGAAACAUGUGUAUACGGUGCUCCAACGACUCGGCUUCCAAAAGAGCAACAACGAGUCUGAUUGGGAUCUAUUGUGGGCCCACGAUUAUCCAUUUCGUGUGUUGUCCGAAAGUUUGAAAAAACUGCUACAGCAUCAGCGGAUCAAUCAUUUCCCUGGUUGCGGUUACAUCACGAAUAAGGUGGAUCUGUCGACAUCGCGUGGACAAUACAUUCCGAUGGCAUUCAAGAUGCCAGAGGAUCAGCAAGCUUUUCUCGAUUACGCCAGAUCGAAUCCCACGAAGCGAUUCGUACAGAAAUUGAACGAUCACCGGGGCAUUCGCAUUCGCGGUAGCAGCGACGUGAAUUUCACUGCCGAUACAUUCAUUCAAGAGUUCAUCGAGCAACCAUUCCUCGUGGAUGGUUACAAAUUCGAUAUUGGCGUGUACACCGUCAUCACGUCUGUGGAUCCGCUGCGAGUGUAUGUUUAUAAAGGCGAUGUGCUAUUCCGCUUCUGUCCGGUCAAGUAUUAUCCAUUUGACCCGGAGAUUCUGGACAAAUAUGUGGUUGGUGAUGACUACUUGCCGAUUUGGAAUGUCCCAUCCUUAAAGAAAUACUAUACUGAACUCGGGUUCUCGAUGAAGGACUCAUUUGACGCAUACGUCAGGGAGCGAGGAAAAGAUCCGAUGAAAACGUGGGAUCGGGUGUACGACGCUAUCCGGGAAGUCGCUCUGAUGAAGGAAAUGCAGAUCAGAGAAGUCUCCAAGCGCUUCGGCAAUGGUAGGAACUUUUUUGAACUUGUGAGAUUCGAUCUGGCCUUAGACGAAGAUCUCAAUGUCUAUAUGAUGGAAGGAAACAUGUCGCCGAAUCUGUCUUCUGCUCAUUAUCCCCCGAAUCAGUUGCUCUACGAGCAAGUUAUAUUUAAUACAUUUGCAUUGGUCGGUAUUGCCAAGAGGAUCAGAAAAGAAUCCUUGAGAAUGAGAAAUAAAGCAGAGGAAGAAAUGGAGAUAGCAAACAAGAAUAUCGUAGUACUUCCGGAACUUUGUAAAAAAUGCCAUAAUGAUUGCUUUCGCAUAGAAUGUCAAUUGUGCAGACCAUGUUUCACGUCGGAAACGAAGGUUAUUUUGAUGCAGAGUUAUCUUGAGCACCAGAAUCGGAUGGACUUUCAAAGAAUUUUCCCGCCUUCGAUAGUAAGUCAUGUUUUUUCAUCUAAUUGUUUGGAUUCUAAUCAAAUCUAUUUUUUUACAGACGAAAGAUAUAAUGCUGAAGAACUACACACUGAGAAAUCAAUUACUUAUUAGAUGGUAUCAAGGAAAAUGCGAAUUAGACAAGACAUGGUGUAAUUGACUGAUGAUGAAUUAAAAAGUAUAUUGUGAGUC
Pogonomyrmex barbatus (red harvester ant) is the source of this 1662-nucleotide messenger RNA. It is a transcript of the gene TTLL15, whose product is annotated as tubulin tyrosine ligase-like 15. The record is from RefSeq and is a predicted model, not a curated record. Lineage: Eukaryota; Metazoa; Arthropoda; Insecta; Hymenoptera; Formicidae. Gene Ontology annotation, biological process: protein modification process.